CUGCCGCACCUGAACCGCCUCCUCUGGAACAAAAAAUCUGAUGAUCGCAGAUUGUGGAUUGGAAAUUUGGACACAUGUGUGAGUGAGUAUCAACUACUGAAAAUUCUCGAAAAACACGGACGCAUGGAAAAGUUUGAUUUGCUGUUUCACCGCUCUGGACCCCUGGCAGGCCAACCCCGAGGGUACGCAUUCGUCACCUACGCGACCGUUGAGCAGGCCGAGAUGAUGAGGGCAGCUAUGGAUGGCAAGAAAAUUGGAUCGAAACACAUUGCUGUGAGAUGGGCACAUAAAUUAACUCUUGUAAGUGUACUUGCAGAACUUCUUUUCUGUAAUUCUAACUUCAAGUUUGCAGAGCUGUCCUGUAUGAUCAGAAAGCGAGGUAUGGAUAACCUCAACGUUAACCUUCCCCAAGUCCAGAUCGGUGCAUACUACAUCUAUUGA
Messenger RNA from Homalodisca vitripennis (glassy-winged sharpshooter), 441 nucleotides. RefSeq names its product probable RNA-binding protein 18. Gene Ontology annotation, molecular function: RNA binding. The record is from RefSeq and is a predicted model, not a curated record. NCBI's taxonomy places the organism in Eukaryota, Metazoa, Arthropoda, Insecta, Hemiptera, Cicadellidae. The transcript has 3 exons. The annotation marks the transcript as partial.